This is a messenger RNA of Anopheles bellator, 1995 nucleotides long. It is a transcript of the gene CCT8, whose product is annotated as T-complex protein 1 subunit theta. NCBI's taxonomy places the organism in Eukaryota, Metazoa, Arthropoda, Insecta, Diptera, Culicidae. Gene Ontology annotation, cellular component: chaperonin-containing T-complex. Gene Ontology annotation, biological process: protein folding. Gene Ontology annotation, molecular function: ATP binding; ATP hydrolysis activity; ATP-dependent protein folding chaperone. The transcript has 2 exons. The record is from RefSeq and is a predicted model, not a curated record. The coding region runs from base 74 to 1714 and encodes 546 amino acids.
GAAUACAAGCAAGCCGUGCUAGUCGUUGAGUGGAACGAAAGAAGCAGAAAUAUCGUAAAAUCUGUGCACAAAAAUGGCUCUACACGUCCCGAAAGCGCCCGGUUUUGCGUCGAUGCUCAAGGAUGGGGCACGGGCAUUUUCCGGUCUCGAGGAAGCGGUGUACCGGAAUAUUGACGCGUGCCAGGAGUUUGCUCGUUCGGUGCGGUCGGCCUACGGUCCAAAUGGUAUGAACAAGAUGAUCAUCAAUCACAUCGAAAAGCAGUUUGUCACAUCGGACGCCGGCACCAUCAUGCGCGAGCUGGACGUGGAACAUCCGGCGGCGAAGCUGAUGGUCGAAGCAAGCCACAUGCAGGAGGCGGAAGCUGGUGACGGUACGAACUUUGUCGUCAUCUUCGCGGGAGCACUGCUUGAGCUGGCCGCAGAGCUGCUACGUCUGGGCGUCACAAGCAGUGACAUCACCGAGGGUUACGAAAAGGCGCUAACGAAAGCCCUCGAUAUCCUGCCCACGCUGGUCUGCCACGAGGUGAAGGACUACCGCAGCCUCAUUCCCGUGCGCAACGCCAUCCGGGCGACGGUGAUGUCUAAACAGUUCGGAAACGAGGACUUCCUAGCCGAUCUGAUCGCAAAGGCAUGCAUUUCGAUCCUGCCCGAAAAGACCACAUUCAACGUGGACAACAUUCGCGUGUGCAAGAUCCUGGGCAGCGGUCUGCACAUGUCCGAGGUGGUACCCGGUAUGGUGUUUAAGCGGUUCGUCGAGGGUGAGGUGUGCUCGGCGUCGAAGGCGAAAAUUGCACUGUUCUCCUGCCCGGUCGACAUCAUCCAGACGGAAACGAAGGGCACGGUGCUAAUCAAGUCGGCCGAAGAGCUGAAAACAUUCAGUCAGGGCGAAGAGAAUCUUCUCGAGCAGCAGAUCAAAGCAAUCGUCGAUACGGGCGUCACGGUGAUCGUUUCGGGGGGUAAGUUUGGCGAUAUGGCACUCCACUAUCUGAACAAGUACGGCAUCAUGGCGGUGCGACUGAACUCGAAGUUCGACCUGCGGCGCCUGAGCAAAGCGGUCAAUGGCACGGUGUUGCCCCGGUUCACGCCACCCAGUUCCGAAGAGAUCGGGUACUGUGACAACGUGUACGUACACGAGUUGGGCGACACGUCGGUGACGAUCUUCAAAUCGGAGGGCACCGAUAGCCGCAUCGCAACGAUCGUUAUCCGUGGUUCGACCGACAACUACAUGGAUGAUAUCGAGCGCGUGAUUGACGAUGGCGUGAACACGUUCAAGGGGUUGACUCGUGACGGCCGUUUUCUAGCCGGUGGCGGUGCGGUGGAGAUUGCGCUCGCCCAGCAGCUGGCCGAGUACGCCGAUACGCUGCCCGGCCUGGAUCAGUACGCGGUGCGGAAGUUUGCCAGCGCUCUCGAGUUUUUCCCGAAAGCAUUGGCCGAAAACAGUGGCGUCAAUGCGACUGAUGUAGUCAACCAGCUGUAUCUGGCGCACAAACAGGGCAAGCGCACCGAAGGGUUCGACAUCGAGUCGGAGCAGCCGGCCACGACCGACGUGACGGCAAAGAAUGUUUUCGACCUGUACACCACGAAGUAUUGGGGUCUGAAGUAUGCGGUCGGAGCCAGCUGCACCAUCUUGAAGGUGGAUGAAAUCAUCAUGGCGAAGCGAGCUGGUGGUCCUAAACCUCGCGCCGGCGGUCGUGGCAGCGACGAUGAGUCGUAAACGUCGAUGAAUUCGUUCGGGCUAUUUUUACAAAAAGUCUAAUCAUAACCUCUAUCAUAACCGAUUUCACACGCUUGUUGCACCCUGCUAAUUCGUUCACUUAACAAACUGCACACUGCAAGAACCCCCACGUGUUGGCUGACGCGUUUCGUUUUUCAUUUGCUACCCUUAAUCAUUCGAAUGCUGAGCGAUGGCGGAAAUAAAAAUCAUUUCACAAUAAAGCUAGAGCCCAACAAAGACGCUGGUCGGGCUUUACAUACUGCCCUUGGAAAGGGCCAUUU